Rattus norvegicus (Norway rat) is the source of this 5057-nucleotide messenger RNA. It is a transcript of the gene Ccdc170, whose product is annotated as coiled-coil domain containing 170. The record is from RefSeq and is a predicted model, not a curated record. NCBI's taxonomy places the organism in Eukaryota, Metazoa, Chordata, Mammalia, Rodentia, Muridae.
UUGUUCCUAAGGGAUAAUUGCCUUGUGGCCUGUGGGUCUCCGAGGAGACUUGGCCACUGGUUAGUGCAGGUCAUAGGCGCCGCCUCCAAUUCUGUUUACUUGUUGCCCCAGGAGACGCACUCCGGUCCCAGGCUCUGUGCACUACAGUGCUACUGCAUCGUGGGUCUCCUGCAUCGUGGGUCCCCGCAGCAUCUUCCAGCCCAGCCAGCAUGAGCCACAGCAGUUCCUUGGGCUCCGGGAGUCCGGAAUGCCCCCGCAACGCCUCACCGCCAGAGGGAACUGCCGAUCAUCACCCAGAAGUCCCUGUUACCCGGGAACAGCUGAACCACUACCGGAAUGUGGCUGAAAAUGUUCAAAGUGAGCUUGCAGCGGCGCUGGUCAGAUUUGAAUGUGCUCAGUCCGAGCUUCGAGAACUUCGCUCCAAGAUGCUUUCUAAAGAAGUUUGCUGUCAGGAGCUGAAGGCAGAAAUGGAGAGCUAUAAAGAAAACAGUGCCAGAAAGUCCUCUCUCCUCGUCUCUUUGAGGGGCAGAAUACAGGAGCUCCAAGAAGAAUCAGCAGCGUUUUCUGCUUCUAAAAUCAGAGCAGAAGCCUCUGCUCAUGCCAUGAUGAAGGAGAACCAGGAACUAAUGAAGAAAGUUCUAGAACUGGAUGAGAAAUUACAAGACUGUUCAAAGGCAAACGAGGAGUCUAAGAAACAAGGCUCAGAGACUCUCCGGAGGCAUGAAGAAUUUCGUACUCAGCUUCGUGAUUGCUUGAGUCUAGACAAGAAGUGUGAGGAGGCACCGGAUGAAGAUUUAGUCUUAAAGCUUAAAGAGCUGUGCAAGGAAAACACAUCCCUGAAAGGACAACUCACUACUCUUGAAGAGACUGUAAGCGUCCAUGAGAUGGAGGCAAAGGCUAACAGAGAAACCAUCCUGAGGCUGGCAGCCGACGUCAGCAGGGAGCAGACAAAGGCUGCCUCCUGGGCAGAGGAGAAAGACAAGCUAAAUCAGGACUUGCUCAGUGCUGCGGAGGCAAGAACAGCUCUAGAAAGGGAAGCUAUGCUCUACCAAGAACGGCUGCUUGCGUCUCAGCGAGCCUGGGAUGCUUCGAAGCAGGAGUUGAACCAGCUGAGGAAAAGCUGCCAGCAGCUGGAUGUGAGCCUGAAGGCCAGCAGGGAGGCCGCCACAGCCUCACAAAGCCAGAACGCCUGCUUCAGGGAAAAACUCGCAGCUCUUCUUUGCAGCAGAUUCGACAUAGCUGAGUCCACUGAGGACGCCAUAUUGGAGAAGAUUCGAGUGCUAGGCAUUGAGGAAGAGAACCAGAAAAGGAUGGCCUCCCAGCUUGAAGCCCAGAUUUCCGAGCUUGUUGGGAAGUUGGGAAAUGAAUCUGAGUCUCACCAGAAAGCCCUACAGAGGGCCCAUGAGGCAGAAAAGAAGCUGGAGGCUCUUCAGGGUCAGCUGAGUCACCUGGAGGGAGAACUGCUUUCUGGAGACGUCGUGAGAGACAACUUGAAUCUAGAGAAGCAAAAAUACUUGAAAUUUCUGGACCAGCUGUCAGAGAAAAUGAAAUUGGGCCACAUAGCUGCUGACCUUGGCUUUGACAUGCGUCUGGACGUAGUUCUAGCUCGCAUAGAGCAGCUAGUCCACCUUGAGAGCAAUGCUGUCAUAGAAAACAAGACCAUGGCUCACAACUUACAGAGAAAGCUAAAGACUCAGAAAGAAAGACUGGAGAGCAAAGAAGUGCAUAUGAACCUCCUUCGGCAGAAAAUUACCCAGCUGCAGCAGGAGAAAGAGGCGCGCUCGGCCUUGGCCAUGGAGAGGGAUGAGGCCCAUCUUUCUGUGCGGAAGCUGGAGAAGAAAGUGGAGAGGAUGCAGAAGGAGUUGAGCUCGUGUCAGGAGUACAACACUGAGCUCAAAGCCAAACUGGCGGACACCAGUGAACUCAAGAUUAAAACUUUGGAACAGACCAAAGCCAUUGAAGACUUAAAUCAAUCCCGAGGUGAGCUGGAGAAGAUGAAGGAGAAUGCAGAGAAAAAGCUUAUGCUGGUCAUGUCAGAGCUGGAAACUACAGUGCAGGAGGCUCAAGCAAACCAGGAAAGAACCAGGGCCAUGAUCGAGUUGGCCAGCAGUGAGCUGAGGAUCCUGAAGAAGUCUCUGGAUGAAGCAGAGAGGAGAGAACAGCAGCAGAUGGAGAUUAAGAGAGAGCUGCCAAACUGUUCGAGUGCAGAUAUCAAAGGACUGUAGAGUGCUCAGCCCUACAUGAGCUGGGGACCGAACCCUGGGCCUUGCACUUGCUAGGCAAGUGCUCUACCGCUGAGCUAAAUCCCCAACCCCUCAAGGCAACUCUUAUAAAGGAUAACAUUUAACUGGGGCUGGCUUACAGGUUCAGAGGUUCAGUCCAUUAUCACCAAGGUGGGAGCAUGGCAGCAUCUAGGCAGGCAUGGUGCAGGAGGAGCUGAGAGUUCUUCAGAUCUUAAUCUGAAGGUUGCUAGUGGAAGAUUGACUUCCAGGCAGCUAGGAUGAGGGUCUUAAAGCUCACAUUCACAGUGACACACAUAAUCCAAGGCCACACCUCCAAAUAGUUCUACUCCCUGGGCCAAGCAUAUUCAAACCAGGACAUACAGCAUGCACAAAAACCAGCACAAGCCUAAGACAGACAAAACCCAGGAUGGAAAUGGGGGAGUGGAGGAUGAUGUCUCAUCCCUUGAUAAGAAGUUAUUGACUAUUGAUAACUGCUGGAAGGAGGAGAGUCAGUUUUCUUUGAGUGUGGUCCCUGGUAGGUUGACUAUAUUCCAGUGGAAGGCUGGAAUAUUGUGUGUGUGUGUGUGUGUGUGUGUGUGUGUGUGUGUGUGUGUGUACAUGCAGCCUGCACUGAUUGGAAUACUAAAAUCUGUACCACCUCUCCUUACCCCCGCCCUUCAGCUCAUGCUCUCAAAUAAGUAACAAACAUUCUGGGUUCUUCCCGAGUUCCCCAGGCACUCCAUUUCCUCUUUCUUGACAAUCUCUCCAUUUGGAGCCAUCUGUACCUUAUGGCUCGUUUUUUUAAUCACUGUCUUCCUACAACCCUUGACUUUUUCUUUUCUUACUCUUCUGUCUUCAACUUUGAAUUGAUCCCAGUGUUUCUGCUUCUUUGUCUGCCCCAUUGAAUGAGGUUGGAGAAAAACCACAUAAAAUCACAGUCAUGUGGCACCCUGAAUCCACAGUCCUUGACCUGUGUAGAGCCCUCUGUACCAACUGGUCAUCCUACAUUGUUUUCCCAGUUGGACCUCACUGCCAUUUUCUGGACAGCCAUUGAAAAUAUUUGUUUCCUCACUGCCUUUCUCCCAUCUCUUCCUUCUUCCUUCUCAGUGGAUAAUGCCCUCUGAUUUCACUCAUAAAAUAGAAGCCGUUACAGGAGAAACCCUGGCUACCACAUCCUGAUAACACUUUUUGUGAUGUACACACACAUGCAUCUUCUUCUUUUUCCUAGUUUAGCUUAAGGCCAUGGACAACCUGGACACUCACAUCCUCAGCAACCCAUUCCCACUAGCUGCCUGAUUCUCUUUCAAAUGUUUGUAUCCUCAAGUCUGUCCAUAGCUUAUUUCCAUCAUGGACUUAUUCAGCCUCUACCCUCUUAAAACGCCAUUGCCCCUUUCCCUCAGAGCCCUCCCUCCCCUUAUUAUUCAUGUACAUUUGAGCCCCUUGAGGGUGUCAUUUGCACUUUGCCUUUCUGGCGUCAACUCACACAAUAUUGUCACCCUGCCACAUGGCUCUGGCUCCACCCAUCUAGCAUCCACAUUGUGGCUGGGCAAAUCUUUGUUGUUCUUUUAGAAUGCUUAUCUCAUUUGUACUUUCUGAAGCACUUACCACCAUUUGCCUUUUCUUCUUUCUUAGGCUUCUGUGCUGUUAUAGUCAACUCAUUUUUUACCUACCUCUGUUACCUGAGCUAUGUCACUUGAAGGUUAUAAGAAACAAAAUGAAGACAAGAGAUUCAUGGAAGGUGAAGUGAGAGACAUGAGCACAAGUGCAAUGCUUGACCUUAUAGUCAGAGGUUUGUGGAAAACACCCAGACGCUAUAGAAACCAGAUGGCAGAAGACUGUCUUAGGAUUAGAGGGCUUCAUAAUGGGUCUGGGCAGCACUUUGUUUCAAAUCUGUCCUGAAGUUUGAGAUUUCAUUUGGUCCUGUCACGAUGGUUCAUCUCUCAGUUCUGAUCCUGCUAUUUCACCUGUACCUAUCACCAUCACCUUAUUUCUCCUGUCACCUCAGGCUUCUGCUAUUGUGGCCUGUCCUCUUGUUCACAUUUUCUAGUACAUGCUGGGUAUUCUGUGUCUUGCUGUUCCCACUUUUGAUGGGUCUCGGCUUUCCUUCUCUCAGUCUCUUCGGGAGAUCAUAGUUGCAUUUUCUGUAACUCCGUAAGAUGCCCUUGAUGAACAGAUGCACCGGUGACAAACCUGUAGGUAGACUGUCUUCAGAAAAGGCACCUGUUUCUGUUUCAACCCACAACAGUGGAGUCUUGUGCUGUCUCCUGAAUCAGAGUGUUCCACAAGAGUCUGCCCUCUGCCUACCUUUUACAAACUUGAAUGCAUUAGCUUCAUGGUGUCAGGGAAACAUUCCCUUUGUGCCUUAUCUCCAUCUGUAAAAUGGGGGUUACUUCUUCUGGGUUUGAAAGGUUUCUUGCCAAAGAUGCUAAAGUUGUAACCCUAAGUGUCUGUAAAUGUGACCCUACUUUAAAAUAAUGUAUUCAUAGAUGAUUACGUGAAGAUGUUAUUAGUGUGAUCCCUGAUUACAAAUAAAGACACUUUCCAGGGGAGCUUAUGGAUGGCAUCUUGCUACUUGGCCACACCCAGGGGAUCACUUCUUGGUGAACUAAUAGUGAAUCACAGAGAGAUCUGUGAAUGUGUACACGUGACACUCUGCCCAUGGUCCUGAGACUUUCUCCUAGGCAGAAGGGUAAAGAAGUGCUCCAUUUGUAACUUAGCAAACAGGCCUUUAGAGCAGUGAAUCUAGGGGAAGAAGGGGUUGGGAGGUGCUGGGAAGAGUGGAGAGAGGGGAGGCUAUGUUUAGAAUGUAUGAGAGAAGAAUAAAUAAAAUAAAGA